AUGGGUGUGAAUGAUUAUUGUUCUGGUUCUUGUAGCGCAAGUCACGGUUGUUUCUUUGUAGGAGAAUUGGCAGUUUUGGGUAUUGCGUACCCAUCGGAUGCAGUGUACAAGGGGACUGAUGUAACACUGUAUUGCUGCGUCAACAUGGAUCCUCAAGGUUUGAUCGAUGUUGCAGGGGUCUUGUUCGUGCAAAACACAACAGUUGUACGCGAGCCAACUAAUCAUCCAUUUCACCAUAUGACGGAAUUCGAGAAGAUGAAUACGCCGUAUUGUUGGGAGUUGGAUAUUAGGAACGUACAACUCUCCGAUAGCGGCUCAUACAUGUGCCACGUGAAUGCGAACCAGCAGCCGUCAGUGAAUUACACGAUCGAAUUUCAAGUAAAGGCCCCGCGAACUAUCCAGAAUUUAACGAUCGUCACGAACGAUGUAUCCGCGAAUGUGAGCUGGGAUGUUCAGCAAGGACCACAGCUGAAAAUUGGCUUGAGAUUGGUUCGGAGAACGGGCUUGAAUGGUCAGGAAGUAUUCUCACAAACGAAUGCCAUUUCGCCGGUUACAAUUGGAAAUCUUCGCGCAGCUACGCCUUACAAGUUGUAUGUGACUGUGAACGACAGCCAGACCGACCCUUUCGAAAUCACCGAGCUUUUCAAUACAGCUGAAAGCAGUAAGUCGUAUCUUUCUUUGUCCAAUUUUUGUCUAAUUUUGAUAUAA
Messenger RNA from Cooperia oncophora, 708 nucleotides. NCBI's taxonomy places the organism in Eukaryota, Metazoa, Nematoda, Chromadorea, Rhabditida, Trichostrongylidae. The record is from the annotation of a GenBank genome assembly.